UGUGGCCAGGCAUCAGUGUAGGCUUGCAAUAGCUUUGGUGAAGAUCUUAUAAACCAAUUACUCCCCAUCCUUAAAACAAAAAAACAAAACUCAAACAUGUCUCUGGAACGUGCUGUUCGUGCCAAGAUUGCCGGCAAACGCAAUCCCCAGAUGGACAAAGAGGCCCAGGAAUGGAUCGAGGCAAUUCUGGGUGAGAAAUUCCCCGCUGGUCAGGCAUACGAGGAUGUGCUGAAGGACGGUCAAGUGCUGUGCAAUCUGAUCAACAAAUUGCAGCCCAAUUCUGUCCCCAAGAUCAACUCCUCCGGCGGACAGUUCAAGUUCAUGGAAAACAUAAACAACUUCCAGAAGGCGCUGAAGGACUACGGUGUGGCCGAUAUUGAUGUCUUCCAGACUGUCGAUCUGUAUGAGAAGAAGGAUAUUGCCACCGUGACCAAUACCAUCUUCGCUCUGGGCCGUGCCUGCUACAAGCACGCUGACUUCAAGGGUCCCUUCCUGGGCCCCAAGCCCGCCGAUGAGUGCAAGCGCGAUUUCACCGAGGAGCAGCUGAAGGCUGGCCAGACCAUCGUUGGCCUCCAGGCUGGCUCCAACAAGGGCGCCACCCAGGCUGGUCAGAAUAUCGGCGCUGGCCGCAAGAUUCUGCUCGGCAAGUAAAUCCAUAGGAUUUGUCCGCGACUUUCUAUCUAUGUCUUUCUACUAUGAUUUCUUUGUUAUAAUUUCUACAACUAUGUUUAAUUGUUAAGUUUACAACAAAAUCAAAACAUAUUAAACCACCCAAAAAAUAUUCCUUACACAAAAACACACA
Messenger RNA from Drosophila arizonae, 802 nucleotides. RefSeq names its product muscle-specific protein 20 transgelin (gene Mp20). Gene Ontology annotation, molecular function: actin filament binding. The record is from RefSeq and is a predicted model, not a curated record. Gene Ontology annotation, biological process: actin filament organization. Gene Ontology annotation, cellular component: actin cytoskeleton. Lineage: Eukaryota; Metazoa; Arthropoda; Insecta; Diptera; Drosophilidae.